AUGCAGGCAGUGUUGGACGAGUUUUACGCGCAGAUCGUGGCCAAACUGGAACGCGACGAACUGAUACCGGCUUACAAGCGGUCGAUGCACCGCGAGUACCUGGCCACCGUGGUGGACGGGCUGUGCGGACCAUGGUGUGGCCGGGACAGGCGCCGAGCUUGCGAGGCAGCUGUGGCCGGGGCCGUGGCCUACCACGGACGGGCGGUCCGCGACAACGGGUCCGUGUGCCCGCUCGGAAAACACCACGACAUGCUGUACGUGAUGGCCCGCUUGGCCAUGGACGCGGACGCCAGUCCCGAACCCGUGGCCGCGCUGUUGACCGCUAUUUACACGUAA
Macrosiphum euphorbiae (potato aphid) is the source of this 336-nucleotide messenger RNA. The record is from the annotation of a GenBank genome assembly. Lineage: Eukaryota; Metazoa; Arthropoda; Insecta; Hemiptera; Aphididae.